AUGGACGUGAAUGAAGAUUAUGGAGAACUUUCUUCAAUAGCAAGGCAGGGGUCUGGAAGCGCAUGCCGCAGUAUAUACGGUGGGUUUGUGAAAUGGUGUAUGGGAAAAAAUGAUGAUGGAAGUGACAGUAUGCCAGUACAGCUUGUUGACGAAUCGCAUUGGUCUGAUCUGGUUAUAAUCAUAGCAGUGGUCAGUUCAAAGCAGAAGGAAACCAGUAGCACCAGUGGGAUGCGGGACACUGUUGAAACAAGCCCCCUCUUGCAGUACAGGGCCCAGACUGUAGUGCCAGGUCGCAUAUUGAAAAUGGAAGAGGCCAUCAAGAAUCGUGAUUUUGAAUCCUUUGCCAGGUUAACUUGUGCAGAUAGCAACCAGUUUCAUGCUGUAUGUUUGGACACGAGUCCUCCCAUCUUCUACAUGAAUGAUACGUCACACUGGAUAGUUAGCCUUGUGGAGAAGUGGAACCACUCGGAAGGAACCCCACAGGGAACAUAUAGUUCAGUUUGA
Molecule: messenger RNA, 504 nt
Organism: Triticum turgidum subsp. durum (durum wheat)
Lineage: Eukaryota; Viridiplantae; Streptophyta; Magnoliopsida; Poales; Poaceae
Source: the annotation of a GenBank genome assembly